Molecule: messenger RNA, 1185 nt
Organism: Pieris napi
Lineage: Eukaryota; Metazoa; Arthropoda; Insecta; Lepidoptera; Pieridae
Product: cell wall protein DAN4-like
Exons: 2
Coding region: 247-1149 (300 amino acids)
Source: RefSeq, a predicted model, not a curated record
GUGAGCAGUGUGGGCUGUUUCGAUGAUUUUAUGUACGCUACGUUAUUAUAAUAGCCGUAAAGUUAUUGAAGAGUAAAAACAAUUUCAUGCUUGAAAAACUUGCGUUGAUUUGGGUAGGUUUGUUAUAGUUUUUAUAUGGUUUAGGAAAAUAAAAUGUAGAAAUACAUUUUGAGAAUAUCUGCAUUCGACAAGAACUAUGAUUGCUUUUAAAGAUGAUGGUAGAAAGGAUUCUAUAAUAAUUUUGAAAUGUACGUAAGUCCGUUCGCAGUAAUAUCUAUAAUGGCAUUACAUUUUUCACAUUCUUCAAAAUGGCCGGACCCAUUUAAAGAUGAGGUUGCGUAUGUAGAUAAUCCGAUUGAAUCGGGGUUUCCAGGACACUGGUUGCCCCUAAGUAUUAUAAAGAAGAUUAUGGAAAUGCGAGUCCUGACGCUGGCGCCUGAAGCUGUCACAAAUACACUGAAAAAAAAAAAGCUUAAAUUACAUGCGCCGACCAAAAGGGUAAAAGGUAGAAAAAUAAGCAAAAACAUCUCGACAAAAGCAACUCAGAAUAAGCAAACUACUAUAUCUCUAUUAAUAAGUUCCCAUGUAAAAAGUAAGGAUACUGAUGAGGCCUUAACUACCGAUAAUAGUGUGUCGGCAUCAGAGACGCCAGUUACUACACCACUCUUAACUUCCCAUGAAGCUAAACAAGCAGUUUUGUCUACGUCUAUUCCCACUUCUGUUACUGAAGAUGUCCUAACUGACCUUACAGACCUUACUUCCCAACCGUCAUCAAUAACUGAAGGCACAUCCCAUAUAACACAAACACCAACACCUGUGCCUAUUGAGGCAUCAACACUAACCGUAACAAAAACACCUUUGUCGACAAGUACAAAAACAACGACAAAACUACAAACUAUUAUAGAAACCAGUGCACCAACAACUCAACCAUUAACUACGACCACAACUAGUUCAACAACAACAAAACCACCACCAACAACAACAACAAAACCACCGACAACAACGACAACAACAACAACAACGAUACCUAAAACAGUAACCACCACAUCAACAACUACGACAACGUCUACAACAACGACACCUACAACGGUAACUACCAUGUCAACAACUACUACAACGACAACUGAGACUGGAGAUCCAUUUUACUAGAUAGUAUUUAUUUAAAAUUUUCUUAAUAAAAUCUUA